Molecule: messenger RNA, 1395 nt
Organism: Uncinocarpus reesii 1704
Lineage: Eukaryota; Fungi; Ascomycota; Eurotiomycetes; Onygenales; Onygenaceae
Product: aspartate aminotransferase
Exons: 4
Coding region: 1-1395 (464 amino acids)
Biological process (GO): L-aspartate biosynthetic process
Cellular component (GO): cytosol
Molecular function (GO): L-aspartate:2-oxoglutarate transaminase activity; pyridoxal phosphate binding
Source: RefSeq, a predicted model, not a curated record
AUGCCCGCCCGGCCCCCUCUCUCGCCCGCUUCUCGCUCUUCUCCCUCUUCCUCCUCUUCCUCUUCACAUCAACUCCCUCGCUCUCCAUCGUCCUCGCUGUCCACCGCUCGCUCGCGUCUCUCGACCAUCUCCAACCACAUCAUGGCGUCCUCCUCCAUCUUCACCGCCAACGUCGUGCCCCAGGCCGCCGAGGACCCGCUGUUCGGCCUCAUGCGCGCCUAUCGCGCCGACCCCUCGGACAAGAAGGUUGAUCUGGGCAUCGGUGCGUACAGAGACGACACUGCGAAGCCGUGGAUUCUGCCUGUUGUGAGAAAGGCCGAUGAAGCAAUUCGCAACGAUCCCGCCGUCAACCACGAAUACCUGCCCAUUGCCGGUCUGCCUGAGCUCGCGCCCGCCGCUCAGAAACUGAUCCUGGGUGCCGACUCCGCCGCCAUCAGGGAGAAACGGGUCACCACCUUCCAGACCAUCUCCGGCACCGGCGCCGUCCACCUCGGCGGCCUCUUCCUCUCCAAGUUCUAUCCCGCCAACCCCAAGCCCGCCAUCUACCUCUCCUCCCCAACAUGGGCCAACCACCAGCAGAUCUUCACCAACGUCAACCUCUCCAUCGCCCACUACCCCUACUACUCCCCCAAGAUCAAGGGCCUCGACAUCGAUGGCAUGCUCGCCGCCAUCCGCGCCGCCCCGCACGGCUCCGUCAUCCUCCUGCACGCCUGCGCCCAUAACCCCACCGGCGUCGACCCCACCCCGGACCAGUGGAAGCAAAUCGCCGCCGCCAUGCGCGAGCGCAACCACUUCCCCUUCUUCGACACCGCCUACCAGGGCUUCGCCUCCGGCGACCUCGCGCGCGACUCCUGGUCCAUCCGCUACUUUGUCGAGCAAGGGUUCGAGCUGUGCAUCGCGCAGUCCUUUGCCAAGAACUUUGGCUUGUACGGCGAGCGCGCCGGCGCCUUUCACUUUGUUUCCGCCCCGGGCCCGCACGCCUCGGUCGCCACGGCGCAUAUCGCCAGCCAGCUGGCGAUCCUGCAGCGCUCUGAGAUCUCAAACCCGCCGGCGUACGGGGCGCGCAUUGCCUCGCUGAUCCUAAACGAUGCCGCGCUGUUUGCGCAGUGGGAGGAGGAUCUGCGCACCAUGAGUGGGCGCAUUAUCGAGAUGCGCAAGGGGUUGCGCGAGAGGCUGGAGAAAAGGGGCACGCCGGGCACCUGGGAGCACAUCACCAACCAGAUUGGCAUGUUCAGUUUCACCGGGUUGACGGAGGAGCAGGUCAAGGUUCUGAGGGAGAAGUGGCAUGUGUACAUGACCAAGAACGGACGUAUUUCCAUGGCUGGUCUGAAUACGCACAACAUCGACUACUUUGCUGAAGCGGUUGACAGCGUCGUCAGGGAGACUUCGUCUUAG